AUGCCCAAAAUACCAUCGGAUGCGAUCGACAAGUACUUCGGCCUACAGCUGGGGCUGAUGAAAUUCGGCCAGCUCAAGUUAGACAAGGUCAUGCCGUCGAAAUAUAUCAGGAAAUUGAACGAUCCAGAUUACCGGCUCCGAAAAUACCAGAAGCAAGUUCGUGACCAGCAAUGCGGAACCACAGAAGAUGCCAGCCAGAGAGAGUGGUAUCAGUACGCGGGCCUUGAAAAGGGGCAGAUUCGUCUACUUCAUAUUCUCCCGGGACCACCAGACGGGUCCAAAAUCGAGUGCAAGCUGGUCACGCGAUCAUUCGACGACGCCGAUCCAUUCCACUACGAAGCCCUCUCGUACACUUGGGGCGAUCCCUCGGUUGUUGAAUACAUUUCUUGCGAUGGGAAGACCUUGCAGGUUACGGUGAAUCUUUGGACUGCGCUCCAUCACAUUCGCCAUCCCUCGAAAGAGAAAGUCAUGUGGAUCGACGCCGUGUGCAUCAACCAGGGCGACAUCGAUGAACGCAGCUCGCAGGUUCGCAUGAUGGAAGAAAUCUACCGCCGCUCCUCGAUCGUCGUCGUAUGGCUUGGAGACGGAGGGCCAGAAGUCACCGAGGCAUGGAACCUCAUGCAACGCCUUGACGAGUCAAAGAGAAAGAUUCCCCCGAACCAGAUCCAAAUCUGGCAGAACGAGCUUGCCGACUACGGACUACCACCAGCCAAUGCACCCGAGUGGGAAACUCUAGAUGCUCUACUUUGGCGACCCUGGUUCGUGAGGAUAUGGAUCGUGCAGGAAAUCACGCUGGCAAGAGACGCCGUCGUCCUCUGUGGAAACGAGACUAUUUCCUGGGAGAAGUUCCUCUGGAUUAUUUGGUUUCUACGCCUGCGUAAUCUGGAGGGGACAUACAAUCUCGACGUCUCCCCCGCCUUUCGGCUGGGCGUCCUUGGUUCUGCCCACAGUUCCGGCCGACCACUUCCCCUUCUCGAGUUGUUAGGAUUGUUUCGACGGUCGUUGGCCACAGAUCCUCACGACAAAGUGUACGGAUUGCUAGGCCUGGCAACCUCGCAUGAGGUGGAAAUUGAUUACAAGAUUCCGUACUCGCAACUAUAUCUCGACGUUGCCAAGUCGGUUAUGAAGGACUCACUAGAUAUCUUGAGCCAUGUUGAAGACACGAAUUGGAAAGAGGGGACCGACAUGCCCUCAUGGGUGCCGAAUUGGGCUGUUCAACGCUACGCAGCUCCGUUCCUAACGCUCGACCAGCGGUUUUCCCACUCAUUCCAGGCACAUGGGAAAACCUCUCCUUCUUUUCGAUUUGGUUCUGAUGGCAGGAGUCUCGUCACAAAAGGCGUCAUCCUAGACUUCGUCAGCGCCGUAGGCCACCGCUUGGGUGCAAGUGAUCGAAUCUACAGGCCUGAUCGCAACAGCCUCUCUGACAAGCCUUUGGAGGCGGCACAACCCCUAUUGCAUACCUUUCAAACGAAACGCAUGCGCUUCUGCGAGCUCCUCAUCCUGAAUCUCAAGACGUAUCCUACAGGAGAAGACAUUCGCUCUGUCCUCGCCAGAAUAAUGGCACUUGACGCAAAGAUUCAAGUACCCCGACGUCUGUAUGACGAGACAGCUCAGGAAGGCGCAGAGGAGGAGCUCGACCUUGUGAAGGCAUAUCCCAUGUGGCGGAGUCGGUUUGCCACCUUUCCAUUCGAAAGCUCGAGAGUCCCCGAAGAAGGCUCCCAGAAUCAGGAAGCCGCCAUGGCCAUGGCCUACCACCAAGGUGUUUCAUGGCCGGCAGGAGGACGUCGGGUAUUCACCACGAAGAAU
Molecule: messenger RNA, 1806 nt
Organism: Clonostachys byssicola
Lineage: Eukaryota; Fungi; Ascomycota; Sordariomycetes; Hypocreales; Bionectriaceae
Source: the annotation of a GenBank genome assembly